UGGUCUCACGAGCAAUGCACCACAUGCAGUGUUUGACUACCCUUCGUCCUGGCAUGAGCCCUGUUCGGCAAACCAGACAACAACAACCACCCAUCACCUGGUCCCCCGAUGCCCUCCAUACUCUCUACUACUUUCUACGCUGCCCUCAGAUGGAAUCCAUGGAGAACCCCAAUCUAGAUCCACCAAGGAUGGCCUUGAGUAAUGAACGGCCAUUCAUGCUUCUUCCCCCUCUGAUGGAAUGGAUGCGAGUAGCUAUAACCUAUGCUGAGCACCGGCGCAGUUUAACUGUAGACAGUGAUGAUAUCCGACAGACAGCUAGGUUGCUAUUACCUGGAUUGGACUGUGAACCUCGGCAAUUGAAGCCAGAAUGCUGCUUUAGUUCCUUCCGGCGAAUGGAUGCAAAGGCUGCUACUGAAAAAUUCCAGCAGGAUCUGGGGUUUCGAAUGUUGAACUGCGGAAGGACUGAUCUGAUUAACCAAGCUAUAGAAGCCUUAGGGCCUGAAGGUGUUAAUGCAAUGGAUGAUCAGGGUAUGACUCCACUCAUGUAUGCCUGUUCUGCUGGAGAUGAAGCCAUGGUGCAGAUGCUGAUUGAUGCUGGAGCAAAUCUGGAUAUACCAGUUCCUGGAAGUUCAUCUCGAUACCCAUCAGUUCAUCCUGAUAGCCGACACUGGACUGCGCUCACUUUUGCUGUAUUACAUGGCCAUAUCUCAGUUGUCCAGUUGCUGCUAGAUGCGGGGGCCCACGUUGAAGGUUCUGCUGUGAACAGUGGAGAAGACAACUAUGCUGAGACACCACUUCAACUGGCCUCAGCAGCAGGCAACUAUGAGCUGGUCAGUUUGCUGCUGAGCCGAGGAGCCGAUCCCCUUCUGAGUAUGCUGGAGGCCAAUGGGAUCUCCUCAUCGCUUCAUGAAGACAUGAACUGUUUCAGCCAUGCUGCUGCUCAUGGACAUAGAAAUGUCCUGCGCAAGCUGUUGACCCAGCCACAGCAGUCGAAGGGAGAUGUUCUCUCACUGGAAGAGAUUUUAGCAGAGGGUGUGGAAAGCGAUACUUCCAGCCAAGGAAGUUCUAAUGAGGGCCAAGUUAAGUUGUGCAAAACCAGAAUGAAAGCAUUACAGGAGGCCAUGUAUUACAGUGCCGAGCAUGGCUAUGUUGAUAUCACAAUGGAACUGAGGGUACUUGGAAUCCCAUGGAAGCUGCAUGUAUGGAUUGAGUCACUACGAACAACUUUUUAUCAGUCUCGUUACUCAGUAGUACAGAACCUCCUACGGGAAUUUGUCACUAUUAAAGAAGAAGAAUACAACGAAGAGCUAGUGACUGAUGGACUGAAACUAAUGUUUGAAAUUCUCAGAACCAGCAAAGUAAGCUAUUUUAAAACUAAUGACUCAAUCAGCCAGCAUCUCGCAGCUAUCUUUACUCACUGCUAUGGAAGCAGCCCCAUCCCCAAUAUUCCUGAAAUCAGAAGGACACUGCCAGCCCGCCUAGAUCCUCACUUUCUAAAUAACAAAGAUAUGUCUGAUGUGACGUUUCAAGUGGAAGGAAAACUAUUUUAUGCUCAUAAAGUUCUCUUGGUUACUGCUUCAAAUAAAUUUAAGACACUGAUGACCAAUAAAACAGGACAAGACAGCCAAGGCAAUAAGAUUGUGGAAAUUAGUGACAUGAGAUACAAUAUCUUCAAGAUGCUGAUGCAGUAUUUAUAUUAUGGAGGAACGGAAGCCAUGGAAAUCCCCAUAGCUGAUAUCCUAGAGUUGCUGUCAGCUGCAAGUUUAUUCCAGUUGGAUGGCCUCCAGCGCUACUGUGAGAUACUGUGUGCUCAGACAAUCAAUACUGAAAGCUGUGUUCACAUCUAUAAAUAUGCCAAGAUCCAUAAUGCCCCAGAGCUGGCCUCUUUUUGCGAAGGCUUUUUUCUCAAGCAUAUGAAUUCCCUGGUGCAGCAGGAAUCGUUCAGGCAGCUCAUCUAUGGCAGGAACAGCAGGGUUCAGGGCCUGGAUCCCCUCCAGGAUUUGCAGUCCACUUUGGCCAGCAGACUUCAUUCCGUUUAUGUAACUUCAAGAGUGUAAUUGCUAAGAUCCUCAGCCCUGCUAUGAAGGAAAGCACCUGCUCAUUGAACUGCACUGAAAUGGGAUCUUGGCCCCAUUGUGGUUGCUUCAUCCAGCUUUUGGAGACAGUGCCUCUUCCACCACCUCAGCAAACUUAUCCAAAUGCAAGAAAAAUAACUCUGCACGUGCCACAACAGUUUUACCUGAAAAUGGAUGAGCAGACUCUGAGGUGGGACGCUGCUAUUCUGCUAGGUACGCAUCACAAAGGAGAACUCAGGGGGAAAUUCACUUCUAAGUGUCCAAAAGAUUGCUUAGAAGAAUGCACAAACCAUAGUUGGCAUUUAGCUGGAGGGUGGACUGUUUAAAAAAUGGCUAUGAAUGUAGAAAUUCCAAUUUCUCUCAACUUCGGCUACCCAAACUGUCUAAUAUUGGGCUACCUGAUUCCACCAGAGUGCCAUACUGUAAACAUCUGGCUUUUGCUUUGUCCACUGAGACGUGCAGGUUCAGUAGGUGCUAAAGCUAAAACAGAAGCUAGUUUUGACGAUACAAUAAUAUGCUACGUAAUAGAUUCUAGGUUAUUUUAGCCUCAAUUUUUAACUAGCUCUGGCUGUCCAUUUUUGUAUUUAAAAAAACAUAACCUGGUAUCCCUAAUAUUUACAGCUACCCAUGUCUGUGUGCGAAUUAUUAUCGCUAAGACCAUCACACUGUGGUAUCUACGAUACUGGUUGUUACAGAUAGAAUUUCUCUCAUUUCUGCAAUAUAGUUGUAUAUAAAGGUUGGGGCUUGCUUUGUCAAUGCUAUAUUAUAGCAAAAAUUGCCUGAAAUGCCUGAUCUGGUACUUAUGAUCUGGACCACCGUCCCCCCGGGAAUUAUGUGCAUCACACACAGAAAUACGACUAGCCAAUUCCGACUAAAGGGAUCUCUGUAUAGAAAGAUUGUAUAUUUGUGCAAUCAUUUUGGGGACUGGAAGUUGCAAGCAAUAAUCGAGCUCCAUGCAGACUACACCUGCUGCCUGAAUCGUAUGAUUUCGAAUGAGAGCCACAUUUAAAUACUGCUACUGCACCAUUUGCUGCAUGUGACAGCAUGCUGACUGACUAAACUGGAUUUCAGCUAGUGUAGGUGAAUCAGGCCUGGCUGGGUUCAAAUUCCAAUAUUAAAUCAUUGUAAGUAAUUGAACAAGGACUUUUGCACAUGUCAUCUCACCAUUUGAGUCAGAAAGUCAGUAUGACUGGGACAAAUUAUUUGCAUUUCCCUCCACAUACGCUUCAGUCUCCAUUGAAAUUUAAGGGUUGACCUGGGAAAUAUUUGAAAUAGGAAGAUGCUUCCCCUCUUUCCAAUGCUCAGUGUUUUACUUCCAUCUUUGAAUGGACUAGAAAAUAGUGACUUAGGAUAUCGUCUUAAUAAUUGUGUAUUAACAAAGGGAUUAUGGUUACCAGUUGGGGAAAUAUGCAUAAAUCAAAUAUUUUUUGAAGGAUAGAUUGUCAAACUAAUCAAGGGGGAAAGAAGUCAAGUCAAAUGGGAAGGGCGCUAGGCAUGUGCCACAAGAGUUUUUAUGGUGUUCCAGGGAAGAGAAUGGAAGAGAAUGGAAAUUGUGUAAAUACAUAGAUGUUUCAGAAGCAAGAGAGGCUUUCCCCAUAAUCAUCUAUUUGGGAGUUUAAUGUCCUCACCGUAAAAAUCUUCAUUUUUAACAGAGAGAAAAGUAUUCAUUACAGAAUGAACCGCAUUUACAAAUAUUACAUUUGGUCUAAGGAUAUAAAGAUUGAAGCAGUUCAACAAUAACACAAGCCAUAAUUGUGACUGAGCCAGGGGGGUUGGGUAAACUAACUGAGGAAAAAUUAUUUUUCUUGCUCCUUUAUCAGUUACAAUCUGUGCCUAAAGAGUUCGGUACGUUUCCAUAAUGCAUGUAAGUCACAUGGUACAAAGGCAAUACCUAAAAUAUUCAUAAAUGGAUCAAGAAAGAAGUGAGAUAGAUGGAGAGGAAUCAAAACAUGAGAACUGUAUGAAUUACCUACACAUUUCAACUCUUACUUACAGGAUAGCCCUACAUAUUAAAAAUGAUAAGCUAUAAAUCUUUCAUUUUUUUCAAAUCUGGAUCCGCAAAACAAACACAAGCUCCUCACAUCCUCCAGAUCACGGAAAAAUGUAAGAUUUGUCAUGAAGUAGUUAGGAAAUACCCUAAAGUUUGUCAUUUUGGAAAAUAAUUUUCAAAUAGCUGAUUUAG
Messenger RNA from Pseudonaja textilis, 4257 nucleotides. The record is from RefSeq and is a predicted model, not a curated record. NCBI's taxonomy places the organism in Eukaryota, Metazoa, Chordata, Lepidosauria, Squamata, Elapidae.